GUGAAUUUUAAGUCAAGAUUUCAAGGAUUUAAAGAGAGCGAGAAAAAUAAGAAAUAACCCAUGUUCUUAAUAUGCUGCUGCAUCCCAAGAAUUAUGCUCAGUUUUAGAAAAAAGAUACCUAAAUAUUCCACCGAUAUAUCGGACUAAUUUUACUUGAGUGUGAUUUAGCACAAGGUAAAGAUUUGCAUGCCUGACCUGAAAGUAUGUGUGCGUGUGUAUGCGUGUGUCCGUUGGGGGGUGUUGACUUUCACAUGACAUUGACGCUCUAGAAAUGUUGAGUAGCUGCUGAUCUCAGACAGUCGUUGCUCGGUGGAUUCAGCACCACUCGCCCGUGGACAGCUCCCGCAGGACCGCUUUACAUGGACAGAAGGCUCAUUUAUGUGCCAAGUCAUUCUGGAAGUUUACAACUUGGAGUGGAAUAUACGGAUACCUCACUGCAUGACACACGGGCAUAUUGGUUUUGGGAAAGAAGCCAAAUUCACUUGGUUUUGUGUGAUUCGGUGUCUUCAGGUUAACUGAAACUGUGUCGGGUUUGAUCGGGUGUUUGCGUGGUGGAUCUCUGCUGCUGUCUGAAAUCAGAGACAUGGCGACAAACAACACCAAAAGCACCGAUGGACAAGUUGUGACGGAACUCAACGAGAUCACAACUAACGACAAACCCAAAGCAGAGGACGCCAAACCAGAGAACAAGAAGAAAGAGAUUCCAGACAGAGAAACUUGGGGUGGGAAAUUUGAUUUUCUCCUGUCAUGUGUGGGCUACGCCAUCGGACUGGGCAACGUGUGGAGAUUUCCUUAUCUGUGCGGGAAAAACGGCGGAGGGGCUUUCUUGAUUCCUUAUUUUUUGACGCUUAUUUUUGCGGGAGUCCCUCUGUUUUUUCUUGAAUGCGCCCUUGGACAAUACACAUCCAUUGGCGGCCUUGGGGUUUGGAAACUAGCUCCAAUGUUCAAAGGUGUUGGUCUUGCGGCUGCUGUACUCUCAUUCUGGCUGAACAUUUACUACAUUGUCAUCAUUUCCUGGGCCCUUUACUACUUAUACAACUCCUUUACCACUGAGCUUCCAUGGAAAUCUUGUAACAAUCCAUGGAACACAGACAGAUGUUACACAAACUACAGCAUAGUAGACACCACCAAUCUCACCAGUGCUGUCAUGGAGUUUUGGGAACGCAAUGUGCAUCAAAUGACUGAUGGCUUAGAAAAACCUGGUGAAAUUCGUGUCCCACUUGCAAUAACACUGGCCAUUGCCUGGGUCCUCGUGUACUUCUGUAUCUGGAAAGGUGUCAGCUGGACUGGAAAGGUUGUUUACUUCUCUGCCACCUACCCAUACUUCAUGUUGUUCAUUUUGUUUAUCCGUGGAGUGACCCUGCCUGGGGCUAAAGAGGGAAUCAUGUUCUAUGUCACUCCUGAUUUUGAGAAGCUGAAAGAGUCUGAGGUUUGGCUGGAUGCUGCAACACAGAUUUUCUUCUCCUAUGGUUUGGGUCUAGGCUCUCUUAUUGCUCUGGGCAGCUACAACCCUUUCAAUAACAAUGUGUACAGGGAUUCUAUCAUCGUGUGCUGUAUAAAUUCCUUCACUAGUAUGUUUGCUGGAUUUGUGAUUUUCUCUAUUGUGGGCUUCAUGUCACAUGUGACAAAGAGAUCAAUAGCUGAUGUAGCUGCAUCAGGUCCUGGUUUGGCAUUUUUAGCUUAUCCAGAAGCCGUGACGCAGUUGCCAAUCUCACCACUGUGGGCUAUUCUCUUUUUCUCCAUGCUGCUGAUGCUGGGAAUCGACAGUCAGUUCUGCACAGUGGAGGGUUUCAUUACUGCUCUGGUGGAUGAAUUCCCACGGUUGCUCAGGAAAAGAAGAGAGAUUUUCAUUGCAUGUGUUUGCAUUGUAUCCUAUGCCAUUGGGCUGUCCAAUAUCACGCAGGGUGGCCUCUAUGUGUUUAAGCUCUUCGACUAUUACUCGGCCAGUGGAAUGUGUCUGCUCUUCCUGGUGUUCUUUGAGUGUAUCUCAAUCUCCUGGUGCUAUGGUGUGAACAAGUUUUAUGAUAACAUCCAGGAAAUGAUUGGAUACAAGCCUUGUCUAUGGUGGAAACUCUGCUGGGUUUUCUUUACCCCUCUAGUUGUUGGUGGCGUGUUCCUCUUCAGCGCAGUGCAAAUGGUUCCUCUUACAAUGAACAACUAUGUGUUCCCUAAAUGGGGGCAAGGAGUGGGCUGGCUCAUGGCUCUGUCCUCUAUGGUCCUCAUACCUGGUUAUAUGGGCUACAUGUUCCUCACCCUGAAGGGAACAUAUAAGGAGCGGCUCAGGAUAAUGCUGCAGCCACCAGCAGUCAAGCGUGUUCAGGAAAACGGGCCAGACCAACAGCAGCUGCAGACACAGCCACAACAGCCGGAGCAAUCACCGCAGCAAUCACCACAACAAGCACAGCAGCCGGAGCAAUCACAGCAGCAUCCACAAUCACCGCAACAACCGCAGCAACCAGACCAAGCACCACCGCAGCAACCACAAGCACCGCAGCAACUGCAACAACCACCGCAGCCAGAGCUGCAGGCUGAUAGUUCCUCUUCGACUAACCCUGGCAAUGAUGCCAAUGUUUAAAACCAGUAGAAGUGAACCCCAGCAGAGAGUAAUCAAAGAUUAACAACACAGAAGACUUCCAUGUUUAUACAGUAAUAGAAUCAUCUACCUCCAGGGGUCAUACAUAAUCAAGCUUAACAUGAAAAAAGCUAAAGUAAAAAAAAAAAAAAAAAAAAAAAAAAAUAUAUAUAUAUAUAUAUAUAUAUAUAUAUAUAUACAUAAAAAAAACAAACAAACACAAAAACACAUGCAUUUGAAAAACCUACACAAAUAAAUUCUGUACGUUUUUCAAAUGUGAAGCAAAGCGUGUCAGUGUUAAAUGACUAUGUAUUAUGUGAAUUUGUCUCUACUAAGGUUAUACUGUGAGUUAGAUUUAAGGACAGUGCAUUGUUUAUGCACUGUCUUAUUUAUGUGAGGUAUGUACUGUUUCUAUGUUGCACCGGGGACAAAGCGGGAAUAUCAAUGGGAAACUGGGUGAGAUUAUGUUACAUUCUGGGUCAUUUGGGAAAACCAAGGUGUAUCAAGCAAGCCCUGUGUCUAAAACACAAAGCAUUUCUAAUUGGCAAAGCCCUUGGGUUACCCGUCACGUGAUGUUGAAUAUUUUUGUUGAGAAAGACUGUUACUAUUUAGUUUUUCAUGAGAAAACACUUGUAUGUGAUGAAAACAUUUUUAGAAUUAUUUUUAGAAUGCUUUGUACUUUAAUGUUGAGACCAAGGACCAAAAUCAUAGAGUUAAGCAAAAACAAAUCUAUGCCUGCCAAUGUGUAGUAUGUAAAGCACAGGGUACAAAAAAAAAAAAAAAAAAAAACAUAAAAAAAACACCAAAACAAAUGGAAACACUGCAAAACAUAGGGUGAACAUUUUUGCUGAUUAUUAUACAGAUUAUUGAUGAGCACUGUCAAUUCAGUGUCCUGUUUACAUGUCCCCUCAGGAAUAUCCAAAAAAAAAAAAAAGAAAAAAAAGAAAAAAAAGUCCCUGACCCAGAGUGCAUAUCAGCUCCUUAAGCCUGUGAUUAAUGUAGUCGUGAUUUGCAUGACCAUUAGUUACUUCAUGUGCCAAAAUGUUGAAUAGGUGCAGUGCUUAAACAAAACAGGAAUGCACACAAACUGGCUACUCCGUAACAAUGGUUUACAUUACUUGAUUGUGCCAUACUUUUUUAAAAAAGUAUACGAAAUAUUUCUACCGUAUAAUAGUUAUACCAUAUUUGAAGUAGCACAAAACUAAAAUACAUGAAGGUUUUUUUUUGCCCUUCCCCCCCCAAAAGCACAAAACGUAAAAGUACAGAGACUUCUCCAACGCUAGGGCAAUGAUGCGGUGACAGUUUGCGUCAAAGGCAGCUACAUGCGAAAAGCGUUUGGU
Molecule: messenger RNA, 3912 nt
Organism: Cyprinus carpio (common carp)
Lineage: Eukaryota; Metazoa; Chordata; Actinopteri; Cypriniformes; Cyprinidae
Gene: slc6a1a
Product: solute carrier family 6 member 1a
Biological process (GO): neurotransmitter transport; sodium ion transmembrane transport
Cellular component (GO): plasma membrane; axon; cell surface
Molecular function (GO): gamma-aminobutyric acid:sodium:chloride symporter activity
Source: RefSeq, a predicted model, not a curated record